Molecule: messenger RNA, 1035 nt
Organism: Salarias fasciatus (jewelled blenny)
Lineage: Eukaryota; Metazoa; Chordata; Actinopteri; Blenniiformes; Blenniidae
Product: merozoite surface protein CMZ-8-like
Exons: 5
Coding region: 23-478 (151 amino acids)
Source: RefSeq, a predicted model, not a curated record
GGAAGACUGACUUCUCUACAUCAUGGGGAGCACCUGCAUAUCAGGGGUAACACUGGGAGACAGUGAGGGUCUGACAGUGGAAAGAUCGCCUUCAAAUCAGGACCAACUCAUCAUUGACCUCACCACCCCACCAGCCUCCCCCACCCCUACGAGGUCUUCGCCCGCAUUCGGCUCUCUCUGGACUCCAGCUGCCCCUCCACCAUCACCGAGUACUGGGCCAUCUCAUGCAUUCAGCUCUCUUUGGACUCCAGCUGCCCCUCCACCAUCACCGAGUACUGGGCCAUCUCAUGCAUUCAGCUCUCUUUGGACUCCACACACUGUUGGCGCUGAUCGAAUUGCGGUUGUUCCACCAUCAAGAUUGAACGAUCCUGAAAGAGAGGAAGAGGCUUCAGGAGUUGCAUCUGGGGUUGACCGCGAAGAGGAAGGAGGACAGCAAGCCUCUGCAGAAGACCGGAGCGAAGAUGUGCGCGGUGAUUAAGGCUUCCAGAAAUCGUAGAAAUCUUCCAACAAAUCUUCCCUCUUCUUAUCUCCCGCGAUGUAAGCUGCAGUGAUCUCUUCAACCUUUUCCAGAAUGUGAUCUUCUUCCCUCAGAUCAUAAAGGAAAGCGUCAGCUGCGCCUUCCACUCUAGCCUCCACGAUAUCCAACCCGAUUUUCUCCAGGGUGUGCUUGAGAGCCGGAAGAAAUUCCCAGGACAGCAAGUCCACUACUAACUCUUCAAAGUGAGCAUAAAAAUAUCCGCGACCUGGAGGGUACAGACAGGCGUGUUGAAUUUGACUCGGGUGAUGUAUUUGACAGCCAUAGCAGUUUUUUUUCAUAUGGCGUACCACAACUGCUUUCACCGCUGUAGCCACACAAGCUUUUACAAUAUCCAGGAAAUCCCCACUCGUUGACAAUCGAGACUGUGGCAGAGGUGACCCAGGCAUGCCGUUGAAGAGAGUGGGCCCGGUGUACACUCUAGCAGGCCGAGGCAGAGAUGUCCCUGGCAGCGAGUUGAAGAGAGUGGGUGGAGUGUAGACUUUACCAGGGCGUGGGAG